UUCAAUUUUCAUUUAAACAAAUCGAUCGUAAUUUUCUAGUUUAAUGAAGCACAAACAAACUGAAAUAACUCCUUUUUAUCGCCGCCACAACGUAAUCGAACGUGUUAACGUUAAAACGUAAAAUGAACGGGGUAAUAUUCAAAAAAUUACUAAUAAUUUCGACUUGGAAGCUCCAAAAAAUCUUUACAACGAUCAUUCUAACAACGAACAUCAUCAACAUUUACCUAAAACGAAAUUCUAUUAAAAAAUUAAUAAACAAAUUUAAAAGAUUCGACGAAAAAAUCCGAGAUUUAAACCAAAUUGAGGAAAAAAAAAAGUUUUUUGGUAUCAUUUUGGCCCAUAUUUUUUGGUACGUACCGAAAUUAAUCGUUUCUUUCUCAAUUUUGAUGCCCCCAAUGUUAGUAAUCGAGGUGGUUUUAUCGAUUUUGUUAAUAAAAUUGAAGUUGCGGUACCAAUUAAUUAAUAAAUUGUAUUACAACGUUUUAAAAGAUCGCAAUAAAGAGUUAGUUUUGAUUAAAAUACCUCAAUUGCAUUUAGAUUUACACAAAAUCGCUGAUUUAAUUAAUGGAAUUUAUAAAACCCCACUUUUAAUUUGGACGGGGUUCUCAAUAAUUGGAACGAUUAUAACUUCAUUGAAUUUGUUAACUUUAAGAAAUGAUUUUAAUGUUAAAACGGUUGUUUAUUUUGGGUAUUAUACGAUUUCGAGCAUCGCAGAGUUAUUUUUUGGGUUUUAUCGGUUCAUUUCUGUUGAGGACGAGGCUAAGAAGAUUGGGAGUGUUUUAUUAAGCUCCGAAACGAAUUGGAUUAAUCGUUAUUUAAUGAACUUGACGCUUAAUCAAUUUGAAUUUUGCAACGUUAACUUUCUUCUUGGAGAUUCCCCGAUUAAAUGGACCACAACUUUUGGUAUUUUAACCAACAUUUGUACUUACGUGGUUAUUCUAAUACAAUUUAAUGGGAUGUAAUUAAAAAAAAAAUUUGAAGUGGAGUUUCUAAACAUGCAAAUAAAUCUUUUUUUUUCAAAAAUAUUUAUUGGGUUGGUGUUGGAAUGAGUGGAAUCUGAGGUGUAAUAGUAGUAGUGGUGGUCGCCCGAGGAGGAUCCGGGUUUAACUGGCGCCAAGACGACACCGACGACGACGACCGUUGUUUCGAGACUAUUUCGUGAAUUUCGGGCGUCAGGAAUCCCAAUCUGCGGAAUUUUCUAUUUAACAAUACGCCCAAAUCUGUUUUUAUACGCAAGAAUCGACGUCAGAGAUUCCCCGCUUUAAUAAAAUAAUAAUAAAUUCAUUUUAAACGGUUCUAUUUAGAUAAAAAUAUUUGGAGAUCGCGAGAAAAACAUCGUCUUUGUAAACAAACUCAAUUUUUUUAAGGACUUUCUAAAGGUUUGACAUUAAAAAAGU
Molecule: messenger RNA, 1397 nt
Organism: Onthophagus taurus
Lineage: Eukaryota; Metazoa; Arthropoda; Insecta; Coleoptera; Scarabaeidae
Source: RefSeq, a predicted model, not a curated record